Molecule: messenger RNA, 2544 nt
Organism: Mesoplodon densirostris (Blainville's beaked whale)
Lineage: Eukaryota; Metazoa; Chordata; Mammalia; Artiodactyla; Ziphiidae
Gene: VAV3
Product: vav guanine nucleotide exchange factor 3
Exons: 27
Coding region: 1-2544 (847 amino acids)
Biological process (GO): regulation of GTPase activity; intracellular signal transduction; cell migration
Cellular component (GO): cytoplasm; plasma membrane
Molecular function (GO): guanyl-nucleotide exchange factor activity; protein binding
Source: RefSeq, a predicted model, not a curated record
AUGGAGCCGUGGAAGCAGUGCGCGCUGUGGCUGAUCCACUGCAAGGUGCUGCCCGCCAACCACCGGGUGACCUGGGACUCGGCGCAGGUGUUCGACCUGGCUCAGACCCUCCGCGAUGGAGUCCUGCUCUGCCAGCUGCUCAACAACCUCCGGGCGCACUCCAUCAACCUGAAGGAGAUCAACCUGAGGCCGCAGAUGUCCCAGUUUCUCUGUUUGAAGAACAUAAGGACAUUCCUCACGGCCUGUUGCGAGACAUUUGGAAUGAGAAAGAGUGAACUCUUUGAGGCGUUUGACUUGUUUGAUGUCCGUGACUUUGGAAAGGUUAUAGAAACAUUAUCGCGACUCUCUCGCACACCUGUAGCGCUGGCCACAGGAAUCAGGCCCUUCCCGACAGAAGAAAGCGUUAAUGAUGAUGACAUCUACAAAGGCCUGCCUGAUUUAAUAGAUGAAACCCGUGUGGAAGAUGAAGAGGGUCUGUACGACUGUGUUUAUGGGGAAGACGAAGGUGGCGAAGUGUACGAGGACUUGAUGAAGGCAGAGGAGGCGCAUCAGCCUAAAUGUCCAGAAAAUGACAUACGAUGUUGCUGCCUAGCAGAAAUCAAGCAGACAGAAGAAAAAUAUACAGAAACAUUGGAGUCAAUAGAAAAAUAUUUCAUGGCACCAUUAAAAAGAUUUCUGACAGCAGCUGAAUUUGAUUCAGUAUUCAUCAACAUUCCUGAACUUGUAAAAGUUCAUCGGAACCUAAUGCAAGAGAUUCAUGAUUCCAUUGUAAAUAAAAACGACCAGAACUUGUAUCAAGUUUUCAUUAACUACAAGGAAAGGUUGGUUAUUUAUGGGCAGUACUGCAGUGGAGUGGAGUCAGCCAUCUCUAGUUUAGACUACAUUUCUAAGACAAAAGAAGAUGUCAAGCUGAAAUUAGAGGAAUGUUCUAAAAGAGCAAAUAAUGGGAAAUUUACUCUUCGAGAUUUGCUUGUGGUUCCUAUGCAGCGUGUUUUAAAGUAUCACCUUCUCCUUCAGGAGCUGGUCAAACAUACCACUGAUCCUAUGGAGAAGGCAAAUUUGAAACUGGCUCUUGAUGCAAUGAAGGACUUGGCACAAUAUGUGAAUGAAGUGAAAAGAGAUAAUGAGACCCUUCGUGAAAUUAAACAGUUUCAGCUAUCUAUAGAAAAUUUGAACCAACCAGUUUUGCUUUUUGGACGACCUCAGGGAGAUGGUGAAAUUCGAAUAACCACUCUAGACAAGCAUACAAAACAAGAAAGGCAUAUCUUCUUAUUUGAUUUAGCAGUGAUUGUAUGUAAAAGGAAAGGUGAUAACUAUGAAAUGAAGGAAAUAAUAGAUCUUCAGCAGUAUAAAAUAGCCAACAAUCCUACAACUGAUAAAGAAAAUAAAAAGUGGUCUUAUGGCUUCUACCUCAUCCAUAUCCAAGGACAAAAUGGGUUAGAAUUUUAUUGCAAAACAAAAGAUUUAAAGAAAAAGUGGCUGGAACAGUUUGAAAUGGCUUUGUCCAACAUAAGGCCAGACUAUGCAGACUCCAAUUUCCAUGAGUUCAAGAUGCACACCUUCAACCGGGUUACAUCCUGCAAAGUCUGCCAGAUGCUCCUGAGGGGAACAUUUUAUCAAGGCUAUUUAUGUGUUAAGUGUGGUGCAAGAGCACACAAAGAAUGUUUGGGAAGAGUAGACAAUUGCGGCAGAGUUAAUUCUGCUGAACAAGCGACGCUCAAACCAUCGGAGAAACGGACCAAUGGACUCCGAAGAACGGCCAGACAGGUGGAUCCAGGUUUACCAAAGAUGCAGGCCAUUAGGAACUAUACUGGAACGCCAGCCCCUGCUCUUCAUGAAGGACCCCCGUUACACAUCCAGGCAGGAGAUACAGUUGAACUUCUGAGAGGAGAUGCACACAGUCUGUUUUGGCAGGGUAGAAAUUUAACAUCUGGAGAGGUUGGAUUUUUUCCGAGUGAUGCUGUCAAGCCUUGCCCAUGUGUGCCCAAACCAGUAGAUUAUUCUUGCCAACCCUGGUAUGCUGGAGCAAUGGAAAGAUUGCAGGCAGAGACUGAACUUAUUAACAGGGUAAAUAGUACUUACCUUGUGAGGCACAGGACCAAAGAGUCAGGAGAAUAUGCAAUUAGCAUUAAGUACAAUAAUGAAGCAAAGCACAUCAAGAUUUUAACAAGAGAUGGCUUUUUUCACAUUGCAGAAAAUAGAAAGUUUAAAAGCUUAAUGGAACUUGUGGAGUACUACAAGCAUCACUCUCUUAAAGAAGGAUUCAGAACCUUGGAUACAACUCUGCAGUUUCCAUACAAGGAGCCAGAACAUUCAACUGGACAGAGGGGUAAUAGAGCAGGCAACAGCUUGUUAAGUCCAAAGGUGCUGGGCAUCGCCAUUGCUCGAUAUGACUUCUGUGCAAGAGAUAUGCGAGAAUUGUCCUUGCUGAAAGGAGAUGUGGUGAAGAUUUACACGAAGAUGAGUGCGAAUGGCUGGUGGAGAGGAGAAGUAAAUGGCAGGGUGGGCUGGUUUCCAUCCACGUAUGUGGAAGAAGAUGAAUAA